AUGUUACGACUAUCUAGAGUAUCGCUCUUUUCAGCACUUGCACUCUUCGGUGCCCUGCGGGUCCAGGCUGCCAACGAUGUUCUUUCAACAAGUGGAUUCGCAUCAUGCGGUUCCGGGGACGGCGACAUCGUCGUCCGAAAUUUCAAGGUCGAAUAUGACAGAUCGAAUAUGACCGUCAAGUUCAAUGUUGCAGGAGAAUCGAAACGACAGCAGGAGGUCAUCGCAGACUUGGUUGUUACAGCUUAUGGCAAGGAAGUUUAUAGGCAAUCUUUUGACCCUUGUGAAAAAAAUAUUGCCCUGCUAUGUCCAUUGCCCGUUGGAAAUUUCUCUGCUGCCGACACCCUUCCAAUCCCUCCGGAGUUCGCUAGCCAGAUUCCUGCUAUUGCAUUCACGAUUCCCGACCUUGACGGGCUGGCUAAACUGGAGCUGAGAUCAAAGACUAAUGGAACUGAUGGUGGUCAAACCCUCGCUUGUCUUCAGUCUAGUGUUAGAAACGGAAAGACUGCUGAACAACCUGCCGUAGCUUGGGUCACCGCCGGUAUUGCCGGGGCUGCAGCUAUUCUUGGAUCCGUCUCGAUCAUUUCUUCGGCUGCCGGUCUUGGAGCCGGUGGUUCCAGCGGUGGUUCCAGCGGCCCUUCACCAAACGUUGUCGAUGUUGUUCUGUGGUUCCAGUUCGUUUCCACUAAUGGCAUGUUGAGUGUCAACUAUCCUCCAGUCUACAGAUCUUUCGCAAAGAACUUCGCCUGGUCGACUGGCUUGAUUCCCUGGAAUGAUAUGCAACGUAGCAUCGAUCAGUUCAGAUCUAAGACUGGAGGAAAUGUUACCAAGUCUUCCUUCGACCUUUUGAAGAACACAACUUUGAUUUUUACUUCUGGCGACUCGGACUCAACCCUGAAGAAGCGUGCUGUUGAUCUCUGGGGAACUCUUCUCAGGAGGGCGCCAGUUGAACUUGAGGCUAGCAUCAAUGGAACCAAUCUUGGUGCAUCAGCUCCCGCUACCAACGACGACCAAGACAGCGGAUUUAUGAAACAAGUUCAUGGAAUUGAAGCCUUCGUCGAGGAUUUGUCUAUUCCAAACACUAAUACGUUUAUGACCGUUCUUCUUACCUUCCUGUGUGUACUUGCUGGUACCGCUGUUCUUAUUUUGCUCUUCAAGGUCAUUUUGGAACUUUACUGUCUCUGCGGAAAGUUGAACAAGCCUCUUGCCAGUUUCCGAAAGAGGUAUUGGACAUUCCUUCUGGGAACCAUGGUCCGAAUCAUCCUCCUCAUUUAUGGUAUCUGGGUUAUCUACUGCCUCUAUCAAUUCAAGCAGGGAGAUUCCUGGGCCGCUAGCCUUCUCGCCGGUGUCACUCUCGCCAUCUUCACCAGCGUUCUAGUCUUUUUUGUUUUCCGAAUUACCAAACUUGCCAAAAAGGCCAAGAAGCUUGAAGCCGAAGGUGGUCAACAGCUCCUUGAGGACAAGGGUAACCUUCGCAAGUACGGUCUUUUCUAUGAUCAAUACAAGUCGACUUUCUGGUGGAUGUUUAUCCCAUUCAUCAUCUACCUUUUCGCCAAGGGCGCAAUCAUCUCUCUCGGUAGUGGAAAUGGUCUUGUUCAGUCCAGUGGUCAACUCGCCUGCGAACUUAUUCUCUUCGCCUUCCUUGUUAUCGGUCGCCCUUUCAACAGCAAGGCCGGAAACGUCAUCAACAUCUUCAUUGCUGUCGUCCGUAUCAUCUCUGUUGCUUGCGUCUUAAUCUUCACCGAACAGCUCAGAAUCUCCCAGACUACCACCACUGUCACUGGUGUCGUCCUCAUUGUCGUCCAGUCCCUCCUUACCGGCCUCCUCGCCAUUCUCAUUGCAGUUAACGCCAUCGUAAUCUGCUGCAAGACGAACUACUACACCAAGAAUCGCCACAACCGUGAGAAACUCGCCGAAGAGGCUAAGAUCAGGGAAGGAUUCAACCCACACGACCGACGAGCUUCUAUGGGUCCCGGCGCCCUCGGAGGCUAUAGCGACGGCAAGGGCAAAUACCAACCUACUCCUACUCGUGACGAGUUCCAUUUGGAUGAGAUGUAUCCCCCACCACGUGGUACAUACAUGCCACCGCCACACGAUCGUGAUGGCUCACCCGUCCCACACCCACACCCGUACGGCAGGGACGGUCACGAAAGGUCGUUCAGCAGUGAACGCCAAAUGGACUAUGUCAACCACAGCCGGCAAAGUCUAGUCGGAAGUGCGGCUCCAAUGAGCCAACAACCAACAUUCGAUAACCGGUUCCCGCCAACAUCUUACGAUGAGUAUCGCGGGAACCAAAGAUGGUAA
Messenger RNA from Orbilia oligospora ATCC 24927, 2301 nucleotides. RefSeq lists its product as uncharacterized. The record is from RefSeq and is a predicted model, not a curated record. Bases 1 to 2301 code for a protein of 766 amino acids. The transcript is spliced from 3 exons. NCBI's taxonomy places the organism in Eukaryota, Fungi, Ascomycota, Orbiliomycetes, Orbiliales, Orbiliaceae. Gene Ontology annotation, biological process: transmembrane transport; fungal-type cell wall biogenesis.